AAUCAUUUCCUUCUUCUGCUUGUUUAGUCUGACCGGCGGGUUUGUUAUGCAGCACUUUGGCUAAAAUCGGAGGACAGUACCUGUUCGGGCUCUUCCACUAAGUGUUUUUUGGAAUUGUGUUUAUUUGUUGGCAUUGCGUUAACUUCUGUUGCAGGCGCACAUUGACUGCGCGUCUUUAACCCUGUCAGAUCCCCGUUUGGGGCUAAAUUAGCAUCGACGCUGUCUUGAAAUUUGCUAGUUAGUAGCGAGUACGUCACGUAAAGUUGUCGGAAAAUAUGCCCGAAACCUUAUUUUUUACUUUUGUUUAAUUUGGACCAUGACAGGUAAAGGAGAUAACCACAAAGCCAGGCGGGGUUUGUCGUUAUCCAAGAAGAGAAGCAGCGCUCACGCUGUCAACACGACACCGAUCUCAUCGUUCUUUAGCAACCCGCAGCCUUGCAAACUGUCCUGCCCACUUUGUGGUCAGACGGUUCCCAGAUUUGGGAUCAAUGAACACAUCGAUUUGCAGUGCAAGAACUUUGAGAGAACAGACAGCAGCGCCUCAUCAGCAAGUAAUGUCGUGUCACCGAGCAGGACUUCCUCCAAGUCCCCACAGCUGGAUCCGGAGCUGAAAGAAGAAACUAAGACAAGUCCUUAUUUCAAGACGAGAACAUCUCCGAAUGUCUCUCAGGAGAUAAGCAGCAAGACUGUAGUCAGAAAGCUCGAACUUGGAAGUCUCUCUGCCAAGUUAUCUAGAACAUGUGAAAAGACAAAUGAUAGAACACACUCAGAUGUUAAACAUGCAUUUUCUGAUCCGAAUAAAGACACCUUGGAUGAUGUUAGCGUCUCACAGACAGAAAAUCUUGCCAGCAAGGCUUCAGGAACCAACGGAGAUUCAAAAAGAACCAUAGAGUUAACGACAAAUGCUGGGAUAUGUACAACAACAGCAGGAAGUUUGGGAAAAGACUUUAAAAUGGAGCCUGGGCUAAAAGUGUCCCUCUCCUCUUCCUCCAACCUCAUUAAACGAAAGAAGGAGACACCUGUCAAAGGUAAGGUGUCUAAUUUAAGAAAGAAACCAAAACACGAAGUAAGCAGUUCGACAGAAGUAUCGUUUGGUAAAGAGACAGUAGAUGGUGUUGAAUUUAAACCCAAAGUGCCCUCUCCUGCGGAUGACGACCUCCUUUCAAUCUUGGACAAUACCAGCAGCAAUUUACAUACAGUGUGUGUGCCUGAGAAAACAGGCAACACCUCACCCCCUCAAAGACUGCCCUACUACCUACGCAAUUUCCAGACUGUCCUGCAGGCCGUGCUAGAGAACGAGGACGACAGAGCCCUGUUCAACCAGGAUGACAUGACGCUCUUGCAAGCCUUUGAGAAGCUCUCAGUCAUGGCACAGAAGUUAUAUGUGAGACUGUUUCAGCGGAAACGAAAGUGGAUUCAAGUGGAGAAACUGGAGUAUGAAGAAAUAAGUAGUGAUUUGGGUCCGGUUGCUCAGGAGUUGGUUCAAGGGGGUCUUCUGCAGACAGAGAAUGACCUAUGCAACAUAGAAGAAGCCUUUGACCUCUUGCCAGCCCCCGACCUCAAGACGCUGGCGAAGACUUUUCAUCUCGGCAGUUCAGGAACUCAAAAACAACAGCUAGUAGACGGGCUCCUGCGGCUGAGCAAGCAGAAGUCUCUCUUCUCCCUGAGCCCUGCUCAAAACAACAUCGGAGCUGUCAUCUUGAAAAGGGCGAAACAGCUCGCUGGUUCCUGUGUGCGUCUGCACAGCGCUCCUCGGGCUGUUUUUUCUCGCAUCCUUCUGCUCUUCUCCCUGACAGACAUGAUGGAUGAGGAGGAGAUGGCAGCAGCUGGGCAGAGCCAGCUUUAUACCAUCCUGCUAGUCAAUUCAGGGCGUUUGGCCUUCCCAGAUUACACAGUGCAGCGCAUGGCAAGGGUGUACCGGGAGAGAGACGACCUCAUCAAGUAUGAAGCAUCUAUCCGAGCCUUGCAGGAGGUAACCUUGGCUAUGCAAGCUGGUCAUUGGGAAGAGGCUCUGGACCUGUAUACAACAGCCAAGAAUGAAUGGCAGCACCUGAAGACGAGUUGUGACCUCAGUCACCAAAAGGAGCUCCCAGUGUUCCUACGCAGCUUCACCACGGGAUGGGCCUACACAAGGAUAUUAUCAAGAGGCGUGGAGAUCUUACAGAGGCUACGUCGUUAUGAGGAGGCUGUCGACGAGUUGCGGUACUUACUUCUGCAGGAUGUUUAUUGUCCUAACAAUCGAGGGCGCUGGUGGGACAGACUGGCCCUGAACCUUCAACAGCACCUCAAAAAAACAGAAGAAGCUAUCUGUGCUAUCAGAGAUGGUUUGUCUGACCCUUUCGUGCGAACGGGACAUAAGCUGUCCCUCUACCAGAGAGCUUCUCGGAUGAGAGAGUCUGCCAGCUUCAAGAAGUACCAUCUGCAGCUCAGAGAUCUGCCCACUGUCGAUGUCCAGGAUGUCAGACAUGUAUCCAUCCGAGGACAACUGUUCCCCCAUGAAGGGGGUACGGGGAAAUCGCGAUUUCUAGUACCAUCAAAUACGGACGAUUUUACUGAUGGCACUGUAAUAUGCUCUGUGGAAGACCUGUCUUUAGCACAUUACCGCCAGCAAGGCUUUGACCAGGCCGACAGGGGGUGGCACCACAUCCAAUUCUGCGGGUGCACCAUAAUAGGAAGGAAGGGAAUCCAUGGAGAGGGCUCAACAUUUUCAACACUUUUUGCCCUACUGAUGUGGGACAUCAUUUUUAUGGACGGCAUACCAGAUGUUUUCCGAAAUCUUUACCAGGCAUGCCCACUGGACUUUCACACUGAUUGUUUCUAUGAGAACCGAAAAGAAGCAGUGGAUUACCGUGUGCAAUUAAUUAGUGAAGCUUCUGCAGAAACCUUGCGCGUUAUGUUGGAGGAUGUAUGGACUUCCCAAAAGGGUAAAGUGUGUUCAUGUGCCAACUGGGAGCUAUUUUCCUCGCUGAGUCAAGCCCAGUCUCUCGUGUCAUGCUUGGGUGGAGCCUUCUUAGCAGGAGUUACAGCACGGAUGGCAAAAGACUUCAGGCACUCUCGUGGAGGUUUGCCUGACCUUGUCGUAUGGAAUACAUGUGAUAACACUUACAAGCUGGUGGAGGUGAAAGGUCCGAAUGAUCGUCUGUCCCAGAAGCAACAGAUCUGGCUAGAUGAGCUGCAAAAACUGGGUGCUGAUGUGGAGGUGUGUCAUGUGGUGGCCACCGGAGCAAGAGGAUCCUGUGUGGAAUAAAAAAGAAAAAAGUGCAGACCAAAGUGAUUCAAGAAACAAUUACAAACUGAAAUAAAAUUCCUCAAUGCCUUUUUCUA
Hippocampus zosterae (dwarf seahorse) is the source of this 3324-nucleotide messenger RNA. RefSeq names its product FANCD2 and FANCI associated nuclease 1 (gene fan1). The transcript has 14 exons. Gene Ontology annotation, cellular component: nucleus. Lineage: Eukaryota; Metazoa; Chordata; Actinopteri; Syngnathiformes; Syngnathidae. Bases 317 to 3247 code for a protein of 976 amino acids. The record is from RefSeq and is a predicted model, not a curated record. Gene Ontology annotation, molecular function: 5'-3' exonuclease activity; protein binding; 5'-flap endonuclease activity. Gene Ontology annotation, biological process: interstrand cross-link repair.